AUGUCGACCACUUCCGCUCUACCCAACGCGGCCGCCGACGCGCAUCAACGGUGCCGGUCGUCGUUUUUCUCAUUUUCUGGUACUACAAAUUCGGGUCCUGACGGUUCAGUGGACGCCGACGACGAAUUUUGCGACCCGUUGGAUUACAUGGUGGAGGAUACGCGGCGGGAAACCCUCCCGAAAACAAUGAAUGCGACCACUGAUAGCGGAGAUGAUCAUCGUCACAACACACCGCAAGCCGCAACUUCCACCAUGAAUUACGGCGACGACGACGACGACGGAGAUACAAUUGCUUCUGAGCAGCAAGAUCCCGACGAUACAGCGCACAGUCUUGAUCUACUACCACCCUUACCCGAUCACGAUGAUAGCAGUCUCGAGGAACACAGCGAUCAAGGCGGCGCGGAUAAUCAUACCUUUUUGGAGGCCGAAAUGAAGAAAAAACUGGCUGAUGUUGAGUCCAGUUUCCUACCGGACCCUUCAACUCUCGAAGUGGUAGCUGCGGAUCGUACUGCUGGUGUAGACGACACCUACGUCGUUGGCGUGCGUAAUGCACAUGCCCUGGAUUUCACAGAGCCCUCUUGGAUGAAGCGGGACGAGUCCAGCCAUGUCCUUACAUCCACAAAUGAAGACGUCCCCAUUCAACAUAGUCCUAGUCUGGGUUCUACAGACGAUUACACAAUGAAUCUGGAUGGAUCACCGGCGGCUCUGCCAGAGCAUUAUGGAGGAAAUACUACUACACUUGAAGCGCUUCCAUCGUCGCCAGCCGCAGCCGCAGCAGCUCGCAUGGGGAAUCGGAAUUAUUCUCCGUCGCACGAAAGCGUCAAUGAGUCCAGUCAGAUGUCACCAGGCUACCCGGUCGCUCACGGCUCGAUAGGAAGCGCCAACCAGUCCAUGCAAUCAACGGAGGAGUUCCAACCGCCUCCUGCCACGCAUCAUAGAUUAUUCAGCGAUGGAAAUACCAGCGACGGGGAUGCUGCAUCUCGCACAGGCAGUCGAAGGAGUAACCGCCCCAAAUAUCUGACUAGUCGCCAAUCAGCACAUCGUCUCUCGUACUCUUCUGAAACAAGCGAUGCAACCGAAGUGACCAACAGUGAUGCAACAUUAGGUGCAUCUGAUUUUGCACUUCAAUCGGGAGGUGCAGUUCCCGGCAAUAUGGCUGCGGGAUCCCGUCGUAACAACCUGGCCAGAUCCGUGAGCUUGGGCAGUAUGGCCUCUGGUAUUUCUGGGUAUAGCGAUGAAAACGUUAUGAAUAGACGAGAUAUGAGUGGAACUACAGAUAGCGGCCUCCAGACACUGGAUGAAGAAGAGUCCCAGUCGCGCCCUGCUUCGUCCCAUCAGAAACCGCUAGAUCAACAAGGGCAAACAGAACCUGCUGAUGAUAUCUCCGGACCCAUGACGCCUAAGGCUCAACCUCGCGAGCAAGCAUUUCCCACCGACACGGCGAUCGCAGAACGGGUCAAAGACGUCCAAGUCCCUAGCGCUUUUGUGAAGCAAUUCCGUGAAGACUUUAGCAAUGGAGUGUCUCCUGACAAGCGAGGGGCUGGAAUGACUCCGGGGUUCGCCCGCAGUGGCAGAAACAUGACUUUGAAAGAGCAAAGCAGCACAAUCGACCGUCUUUCGAAAGAGAACUUUGAUUUGAAGAUGCGGAUACAUUUCCUCAACGAAGCGCUGAACCGCCGCUCCGAGGAAGGAAUCAAAGAGAUGAUCUCUGAAAACGUCGAGCUAAAAUCAGAUAAGUUGAAGCUACAGAAGGAUAACCAAGGGCUGAAGCGGAAGAUUCGCGACUUGGAGAAGCAAUUGAAGGACCAGAAAUCCGAUAAGGAGUCAAUGUUGAACCAUGACCCGGAAGGUUGCUCCGACGAAGAAGAUCGUGACCACACUCAGGACGAGGAGUUGAUAUUCUUACGAGAGAGAAUCGAGACGCAUGAGCUGGAAAUUGAACGGCUAAGGUCUGAGAGUAUCGCGAAGGAGAGCGAGAAACGGAGAUUGGCAGAGAUGGUGAAGGCCCUUAAUGACGGCAGACCGGCCGGGUCUGAUUCUGGAGCAAGAGAGGAGAGAGACAUGUGGAAAGACAUGCUGGAUGCGGAAACUGCAGCUCGCGAACAGGCCGAUGAAGAAAACAAGAGAUUACGAGAAGAACUUUUGCGUGCAAAGGGCGAGGUGAGCUACACCAUGGCUCCCGCGGCGCCCUUGAAAACAGGACAUCGUAACCGUGGUGAUUCGCUGGCGUCACACUCGGCCGUUUCGGACAGAGACUUGUAUCGCACCGCUGCAGCUGGAAGCUCUUCAACUUCUACCCUUGUAAUGGACCUUGAUUUACUGAAACAGGAGAAUGCAGAAUUGCGGAGAGAGGUCAGCGCUCAGGCUUCGAUGCUGACGUCGCGGAACCGAGAGAAGGAACGCUUAUACCAGGAAAUCGAGGAGCUGAAACUUGGUCAACGCCGCGAUCUAUCAAUUGCGGGCGACAGCAUACUGGAUAGGUCUGCCUCUAGAGCACAAGGACGACCUUCAUCAAGCAUCAGCGACCAGACUGGACAGUCUCCGAUUGACGAUGCGGAGCGCGAAGAUUGGGAACUUCGAACUGGGGAACUCCGGGACCAGGUUUCUGCACUCAAGUUGGAGAAUCAAACUCUGCGCCAAAAUCUGGAGGAAUUGGAUAAAGCCUACACGGCUGAUGUAGAGCAAGCUGAAGAAGAUUUACGAAACCUUCAGCAAGAACGCGAUCAGGCGAUGCAGACAUCUGAAGAACGGGCCGCCGCCUUGGAGGAGCUGAAAGUCGCCUUCGAAGACCUGAGAGUAGAAGCUCAAGAGGAAAUAGACGCUCUUGACGACGAAUUAGUCCAGAAGACAAACGCUCUUGAAGACGAUUUAGACCAGAGGACUGAAGAGUGUCAACGCCUCACGGAAGAUCUGCGAACACAAGACGAGAACCUUAGAGCGCUGCAGGCAGAAAUGCGUUCUGCCAGUGAAGGCAUCAUUCGACUGGAGGAAGACGCGCAGAAUAAUCUGCAGCGCUACAAGGCCGUACAACAGGAGCUUGCAGAGUGCAACGAGGAGAUGGAAUCGCUCGAGAAGAGUUUGUAUGAGGCAAACUCCAAUGUUCAAAGACUCACAGUCCAAAUCGAGUCAAGCCAGAACGAGAUUGCCUUCCUCCGGGAAGAGCAGGAUGGCGACAAGAUCAAAAUUGGUGACCUAGAAUCUGAGCUUAAGACCUAUCGAGUGAGCCUCCAGAGUGAGAAGGACAAGACAAUGGAUCUUGAGGAGCGCCUGGCUGAGGAAAGACAUCAACGCGAGGUUGUCGGAGGCAAAGAGAAACAAGAGGUGCAGCGAAUCAUGAACGAGCUAAAUCGUGAGGCAUCAUCUGCUAAAGAAGAAUGUCGCAAGUUGAGGAAGAGCCUUUCGGCGCAGGAAGUUGAGACGGCUACGUGGAAGGAUCGGCUCACUGAUUUGGAGAACAAUCUCCGAGAGACUCUCGGCGACCUCACGGGCAGUAGGUCUAGCUUGAUCGCCAACAUCAUGAAGUUGCAGAAGGAGCUCGAAUCUACUGCGCUAGAACUAGAAAGCACACGGUCUACGCUGGACGAGAAGGAGUCAUUAUUGCGAAACCGCGAUGCGCUACUCGAAAGCCAUGGACUGGAAUCUCGAAAACUUUCUGAACUUCUUGACCGCGAACGCCAUGCUCGUCGUGCAGACAAGCAGUCGUUCGAACAGGCACUCAAAUCCCAUCACCAGGCAUCGCGUACAAUCACACAGAGCAACUCCCGUAUCUUGGAGCUCGAAAAUGCACGAAGUCAGGACCGCAAGCGCUUCACAAACCUUGAACAGCAGUUCCGCGAGCAGCUAAAUGAACGAAACUCGAUGCUACUGACCAUCUGGAAGCGACUGUCCGGUAUGUGUGGGCCGGACUGGGCUCAUUCAAACAGCUUGAUCAACGGCAACCUGCCAAGCCAGGAGGUUAUCGGAAAUAUCCUUUUCUGGCCAGGAUUUAGUCGCAAUCUCCUUCUUGCGGUUAAGACCCUAGAGAACGUGAUAUCGAGCUUCAAGAGCCGCGUCAAGGACAUUGAGCGCAAUCUUUCAAAACAAUAUCAAACACUCGAGCACGCCUUUAGCCUGCGGAUCAAGAAACUUGACAGGCUAGAGGAAACUACGAUGAACAUGCGCGCCCAAUUGCAGACUAGAAACCAGACAGGCUUAUCACCUGAGCUCUCUAAACUACGCGGCGAGAACCGGCUGCUGAAGGCCGAACUCAAUCUACUUCAAACCCACCCGCGCAGCCAUAGCACCACGGCAGGAAUAGAAGGUUCGCCUCGGUCAUCAACUAUCGACGUGACGAAGCGUGGCCCUUUAGUACGUGCCAGCACAGCCGCCGAACUACCGCCCCCAAGAUCUGGCAUCCCCCAACUAUCCCAAGCCUCAAACGCAACAAACCUAGUGGAACCCGCCGGUGCCAUAGCCCGCCCACGGCACUUCAAAUCAUCAGACCACCACGGCAACCAAGAAGUAUGGAUAAAGCGCCUGCAUGAGCUGGAACGCAGACUCAAAGGAGAACGUGAAGCGCGCCUGUUGGAUCGCAAUGGCGCACGGAAACGUUUGGAGGAGCGUGAUGCUGAGAAUAGGCGACUCCGCGCACAGUUGGACCGACAGCGUCUUCGCAAUGGCAUCUCAACGGAGACUUCCACUGAUGAUGGCGGCCAUGGACCUCAUUCCGAGCCUACCACAGGAGACGAGGGAUACAGAGAGCGCGAGGAUGAGCAUAGUUCGAGUGAGGGGGAGGGCAUUACAGUUGACAUUGAAGUUUAA
This is a messenger RNA of Aspergillus mulundensis, 4800 nucleotides long. RefSeq names its product putative anucleate primary sterigmata (ApsB). The transcript has 2 exons. Gene Ontology annotation, cellular component: microtubule organizing center. The coding region runs from base 1 to 4800 and encodes 1599 amino acids. Lineage: Eukaryota; Fungi; Ascomycota; Eurotiomycetes; Eurotiales; Aspergillaceae. The record is from RefSeq and is a predicted model, not a curated record.